Messenger RNA from Racocetra persica, 277 nucleotides. The record is from the annotation of a GenBank genome assembly. NCBI's taxonomy places the organism in Eukaryota, Fungi, Glomeromycota, Glomeromycetes, Diversisporales, Gigasporaceae.
AACUAUUGAAAAUAUUGAAGGGUUAAAAGAUAAUGAAAAUAGCGAGAAUGAUUUAGACGAUUUAUAUCAAGAUUACGAAUUAUAUCUUACUAAAGUACUUAAAAUCAUUCAAGAGCAAAGAUUAAAACAAAAUUAUAGAUGGGCAAAAUCUGUAAAAAGCAGCUUUGCAGGGUUACAAAAAAUAGUAAUGGAUAUUGAAGCAUAUAGGAGAAGAACAACAAAUCCACGAAUAUGGAAAGAUCAUAACCACCAUAUGAUAUUUUUGAAUAGAACUUAA